Molecule: messenger RNA, 1635 nt
Organism: Nyctereutes procyonoides (raccoon dog)
Lineage: Eukaryota; Metazoa; Chordata; Mammalia; Carnivora; Canidae
Product: translation initiation factor IF-2-like
Exons: 5
Coding region: 1-1635 (544 amino acids)
Source: RefSeq, a predicted model, not a curated record
AUGAAGCAGCCCUCCGGGGAGGCGGGCUUCGGCGUGCCCCGGGGUGGGGGCCCGCGGCCUCGCUGCCCAAACCCGCAGACCGCGCGGCGGGCGGCGCGAGCUCUUCUCUCACUAGCUGCCAAGGGGCCUUUGUGGUGGCACUCGAGCUCCGAGUUGCCGAGGCCUCGGUUCCGGGGAGAGAGCCCGAGAGACCUCGACGGGCCACGUGUCACAGCGCCCGCCACCUGUGCGGCAGCCCUCUACCACGGACAGCGGAUGGCACUGGCCUUUGCCACUCCGCUGUUGUCCCCUCCUCGCAGACAGAAGGCGGCCAAGGGUGCAGUCUCCUCGGAGGGCGGACGCUUCCAGGACCCGCUCGCCGGCCCACCCGUGCGGUGCCACCUCGGCCCGGCCCGGCCCGGCCAGUGCCACCGUCCCCAAGGCACACGGUCUAGCACCGGGCCUGAACCCCUAGCAGAGCCCCACUCCCUGGGUCACACGUGGCCACCCCGGCCGAAGCCCCCACGAUCUCUGUCCCUCGCGCCCGCACAGCCUCCGGUCCUGUCUCCCCGCCGUCCGCGGUCGUCCCCGAGGCCUCGUGUCCGCGCCCACAGCCCACGCUCCAGCUCUGAGCUCCAGCACGGCCUCCCUAAGUCCACGUCUGCCCCACGCACCGCGGCCGCCUGGCCUCGGGUGCCCUGGGGCACCGGUGCUGCUCCGCGUCGGCCCGGGAGGCCUCGUGGGCCCAGCGUGAGGCCCCCGCCGACCUCGACCUCGGCGACUCGGCCCCGGGCGCCAGCGGCUCUCAGCGGCCGCCGAACGGCUCCGAGUCAUGAACCAUCAACCUGUAAGGACUUUCGUAUAGUUCACGGUUUGGGGGGCGCAGAGAGGAGGGGGCCGGGCUGCCGGGUGACCUGGGACCGUCGGUGGCACGACCGAGGCCUCCCCUGUCGCCUGCGCGGACCUGCUGCUCACGGGCCGCCCGCCCUGGCCCGGCCUCGUCUAAGGCGGCGCAGCGAGGGGCCACUGCGGCCGGAGGAGCAAGCUGCCCGGGGUGCCCCAGGGGGUGCAGGCCCCGGCGGGGGAGUCAGCAGAGCCUGCAGUGGGGCCCCCAACGCACAGGGAGCCGCCGAACUGCUGCAAAGCGGGAAGCCACGCUGUCCCCGGAGCAACUCGCCGCGAGUCCGCGAGGAGCCCGCAAGGCCUGGCCUAGAAGCCUCUGUGGGCACAACAGUCACCGGAGGAAACGCUACUUCCCGUCGGGCAAAUCCUGGGGCCCACUGUAUAUCGAGGGGCCUCCCUGCCGCUGCUUUCAGGCUCCUGAUGGGUUUUGCGUCUGCCCCGAAAAGAGCCCGUGGGGCCCAUCCCCGUGUCAGCCCCCCCCCCCCCGUGGGUCUUGGGGCCGUGGGGCCGCUCACCGCCACAGGCAGAGGGGACAAGCCAGGCUCCCGGUCCCGGGUCCGCACUUCCAGGAGGGGUGUGGACACGCGGGACACGGUAGUGCAGGGCCUUCCACCCACCCAGGCCCCAGGCCCCAAGCCGGCCACCCUCCUGCCAGCUGCAGCCAAGCCUGUGAUGGGUCAGCGGCCCUGUCACCCCGUGAGACUCAGCACCAGUGACACCGGGUCCAGUGAACACGGGGCGUUGAGGGCUUGA